Molecule: messenger RNA, 1038 nt
Organism: Sorex fumeus (smoky shrew)
Lineage: Eukaryota; Metazoa; Chordata; Mammalia; Eulipotyphla; Soricidae
Product: leukocyte immunoglobulin-like receptor subfamily A member 5
Exons: 7
Coding region: 1-1038 (345 amino acids)
Biological process (GO): cytokine-mediated signaling pathway
Molecular function (GO): inhibitory MHC class I receptor activity
Source: RefSeq, a predicted model, not a curated record
AUGACCCUCCUCACAGUCCUGAUCUGUCUGGGGCUGAGUCUGGGCACCGGGACCCCCGUGCAGGCAGGGACCCUCCCCAGACCCACCCUCUGGGCUGAGCCAGGCUCUGUGAUUCCCCAGGGGAGUCCCGUGACCCUCUGGUGUCAGGGCACACCAGGGACCCAGAAGUACCUUGCGAAAUUCUGGGAAGAUGUAUCGGCUAUCACCGAAACAGAAAUGUUACUGGCAUCGAAGGACAAGGCCCAGGUUCACAUGGACAGUACAGGACAGGACGAUGUGGGGACGUACAGAUGUAAGCAGUGCAGGCUGUCGAGGUGCUCAGACUAUAGCGACUAUGUAUCUCUGGUGGUCACAGGAGUCUACAGCAAACCAUUCCUUUCUGUCCUGCCAAACCCCGUGGUAGCCUCAGGAGUGAACGUGACCCUCCAGUGCGGCUCCUCAGAGAGAUUCCAUGGAUUUGUUCUGGCUCAGGAGGGAGAGCCUCAGUCCUCAUACCUGAAGUCACAGCCACACCCCACUGGGCAGUUCCAGGCCCUGUUCUCAGUGGGGCCUGUGACCCCCGGUCGCAGCUGGACAUUUCAGUGUUAUGGGCAUUUUCUCGACUCUCUGGUGUGGUCUCAGCCCAGCGACCCUCUGAAGCUCCUGGUCUCAGACUACAUGGUGGAGAAUGUCAGCCGGAUGCUUGUGGGAGCUGUGGUACUGCUGCUUCUCAGGAUUCUGCUCCUCAAGGUUCAUCUCAUCCAGGGAAGGUGUUAUGGCUAUAUGUAUGAUCAUCAAGUGUGGUCUCAGCCCAGCAACCCCCUGCAUCUCCUGGUCUCAGACCCUCCCCUGUCACCCACCCACCACCAGGACUACACGGUGGAUAAUGUCGACCGGAUGCUCGUGGGCGCUGUGGUCCUGCUGCUCCUCGGGAUUCUGCUCAUCGAGGUUCAUCUCAGCCAGGGAAGGUCGCAGGGACCGUCAGGAAACAACAAGGGGGGACAGGAGCUUGAGGAGGCGGAGACUUGGAACCCGGAUGGUCAAGGGGGUGAAGAAUGA